This is a messenger RNA of Scylla paramamosain (green mud crab), 2505 nucleotides long. RefSeq lists its product as uncharacterized. The record is from RefSeq and is a predicted model, not a curated record. The coding region runs from base 1 to 1437 and encodes 478 amino acids. Lineage: Eukaryota; Metazoa; Arthropoda; Malacostraca; Decapoda; Portunidae. The transcript has 9 exons.
AUGGCCGCUACAGCUGAGAAAGGCAGUGGAGAAAGAAGCAACAGUAUUAGUGGUGACAACAACAAAGAUGACGUGGGCGGCGGCAGGGGAGGCCAUGCCAGCGUGUCCCCCACUUUGGAUAAGCUGCUGCGUAACCUGACUUCCUCCUCACCUGUCUUCCUUGUGAGCGGUCUGCGGGCGGGGCGGGAGUUUGUGUUGGUGGUGCGGGCGGCCGGCGACGAGGGAGUGAGUCCGCCUGUCGUGCUCACAGCCUUCACGCUCACCGAUAACGCUCAGACUGUCAUUGGAUUGCCGACUGGCGGAGGACACACCAGCGGUAAUAGCAUAAGCAGUAUUAACACCUUCAGCAGCAGCAGCAGCAGGAGUAAAGACAGCACUGGUGGUGAGGAGGACGUGUGGGCGGCGGCGGGGAGCGAGGGAGGGGUAGAGGCAAUGGCCAGCUGGAUCCUGGGAUUGGUGCCUCCCCUGGUGCUGGUGUUGGGGACUUCCCUCAUCGCCCUCCUCCUCAUAGCCCUCAUCCUUGUCCUGCUGGUGAUGAAGUUCAACGCAAGGUCGAGACAGCAGCGGCAAGAACAUACCAAGCGGAGCGGUGAGGUUACGCCAGAGGACAACACCGCCGCCCCGCAACCAGGAUCGAACCUUGGGGGCGAUGAGACGAGCGAGUCCUUGGCCGAGGGUGGCAGUGUCGGUGAUGGAGAAGGAGGCGUGGCUGAGGUGACAACAACAGUUGCCGGCGACAACAGGGAGGUGGGGGAUGGCAGCGAGACGGGGAUUGAAGGAGAGACGAUGAGUCAGGCCGUUCCAGCCGAGAGACAUCUAUUAUCAGUUGCCCACGAUGGGUCCCUGCAAGGUGCAUGCAAUUCACAGGGAGGAACGGCGGCAUGGUUGUCAGGGAGCACCGCCACGAUGCCAAGACUGGCAGUGCGCUGGGCGGGUGUGGAUCCAUCCACGCGCGGCUUUGUACGCGGCUUACGCUCCAUCGACACCUCUCUGGGCACCUCUACCUCCAGCAUUUGCACGGGAGUCUCCCAGUGUGGUGUGGGAAGUGUCGCCGACAUGGGAAUCCUGAGACACGCGUCUCGCACGGGCAGUCUGAGCGGCAUCAGUGAUCUGGACCGCGGUGGGACAGCGAUGCUUUCAUCUGCACAUCUGAGUGACAUCACUGCCGCCGGCCAGCUCGGUCUGGCUGCUGCUGGCGUCGGCGGCUGCGUGUCUGUUAUCGGCAUUGGAGAUUUCCCUAACGUAGGCGGCAUGAGUGCCAUCAGUAGUGUGGGCAGCAUGGGCGUGAUUGGGGUGCCGGGCAGGACGCUGACUGACACGUCGGGGCUGCACUCCGCCACAACACACCAGCCUCUGCAGGUGAUGCCUGGCGCGGGCGUUGCUGCCCGACCCCACACUCCCCAGCUAACUCCAGGCACUUGGAACACUAGGUUAUGAGGCUUCAAAUAGGCAUGGACACUUCAAUCUCUAACACUGCCAGGGCUGCCAUGCUCUCAUCCUACGCGUCUCUCCUAAAAACGGUUAAGGAUUCCUUUCCCUAUCUGUGUCACGAUAAAUAAACGAGUGAAAAAAAGACAGGUUCUACGCCCUCACGCUGGCAGGAUCGGUCAGGAGGGACGGUGACUGGACGUUUGGCCUAGGAGUGACGGCACCUGCGCGCGUCAGCCUGGUGCAGCAUCUCUGCCGACAAGUCUUUCGUAAAGACUGGCAAUGAUGAACACCACUGUCUUCCCUACCAGUUACUUUCAAAUUGCCUCAUACAUUACCAUGAACUUCGACAUACAUUUUGAUUCAAUAAUAUUAUGUAACGCAUCACAUGAAAACUGUCGAUAUGACGUCUCGUGAGUGACUGAACCAACAGCAAGUCAGUCAUCGUAGAAACUCCAUCACGUUUACGAUUGUUUUGUGAAACUAAUUACUUAGAAUUUUUGUGUUCAGAUUUUUAUCAAAUACUACAACGUUGUGUGGUUUAGCUCUUAGUUGGGAUCCGUUGUGGCUGCCUGGGACUAAAGGUGUCACCGCAGGGACGAGAGGAGGUGGCUGCCAGCGCCCCGAGGGAUCUUUCGCUGCCAGCACUGUCGACACCCACCUGGAGAUAUCACUUUACAGCGGCCUUUACUCAAAUGGUAAAUUGUGUUUUCUGUAAGUGUAUGUUAUUGCUAGGCACAGAAGUAUACAUUUUGCAUUUAGACAUUUCUGAGUAAUAUUAGUGGUAAGUAGAGUUUACGAGUAGAACAUGGCUAUGAAGACAUAAAAACCUGCAUACUUCAUCCCUCAUAUUUUGAUACCAUACGAGUAUAGCUAAUAAAUCAAAAGGUAUUUUCAUAAACACUCCUAUACUAUAAUAAUAACAUGUAAACAGUAAGUUCGGGCAUCUGCGCCGAAUGUCAUUCUGUACACAUUGUUUCUGUUGGUGUUCUUUCGUAGCACUUGUAAUAUGUAUGGAGACUAUCACGAUAUAUUAUAAUUUGAACAUGCAACAGACUAAAUAAAAAAAGACAAAAC